AUGGCAGUAAAGCUUUCAUCUUUGACAUUGUUAAGGAGAAUUUCCAAAAGGGUCUGUUUGCAAACAUCUUUUUCUUCAAUUUCGUGUGCAAAUACCAUUCAUAUUGACCCAGAAACUGAUAAGGACCUCCCAAAUGGUUUCGAUUUUGAGUCAAAGAUUGAAUUUUUGAGGAAUAAACUUCACCCGGAGAGCUUGGUCCAUGUCUUGGAUUCAACAACUGAUGUAAAUUCUUCGUUGAAACUGUUCAAAUGGGCUUCUCUUCAAAAGAAAUUUGAGCAUAACGUAAAGACAUACUAUUUAAUGAUUUUGAAACUAGGUAUGGCUGGAGAUGUGGAGGAAAUGGAAUGUUUUUGUAAUGAACUGAUAAAGGAAAAGCAUUCAGGUUUUGAUAGUGCUCUCUCGACUGUGAUAGAUACUUUCGGUAAAAAUUAUAGGUUUGAUGAGGCUUUAAGAGUUCUUGCGUGUUUAAAUUCUAGUAGUAUUAAGCCUUCAAUUGGCGUAUUCAAUGGCUUAAUGGGUGCACUCGUCCAGGGGAAAAGGGACUUUAAAGAUGUACUAUUUGUCUAUAAGGAAAUGGUAAAAGUAGGAAUUCUUCCAAAUGUGGAAACUUUAAAUUACUUGUUGGAGGCAUUAUUUGAAGAUGAUAGAGUUGAUACAGCUGUGGAUCAGUAUAGAAGAAUGAAUAAGAAAGGGUGUAGCCCUAAUAGCAGGACAUUUGAGGUUGUUAUUGGUGGUCUUAUUGCUAAGGAAAGAGUAGAUGAAUCCUUGGGUAUCUUAGAUGAAAUGCUAGAACACGAGUGUGAGGUGGACAUGGGAUUUUAUGAUCGAAUAACACCUUCACUUUGUUUGAUGAAUAAACAUGUAGCCAUACUGAGGUUAAUUGCAAUGAUGAAAAGUUCAAAAGUUUUUCCAAAUUCGUCUACGUACAGAGUGAUGAUUCAGUGCUUAUGUAGGAAUCUUUGUGUAGAUGAUGCAGUUAGCCUUUUCGAGGUGAUGGUGAGUGGUGGAGUAUCUCCAGAUAAUGAUACAUACAAGGAUAUAAUAGAUGGGUUAUGCAAAUUAAAUAAAUUUAGUGAAGCCAAGAAGAUUUUGUUAGAGAAUAAUGUAGAGAUAUCUUGUCCCUUUAAUCUACUUCUUGGAGCCUACUGUAAGGUUGGUGAUCUUGCUGCUGCUAAAGAUCUGUUUGAUGAAAUGUUCGACAGGGGUUUAACUGAUAGGCUGUCCUGGAAUUUGCUUAUUUUGUGCCUUGGUGAGACUGGUAGGAUUAAGGAAGCCUCGGAAGUUCUUUGUAGAAUGAUUAUUGCUUCCUUUGUUCCCAACUCUGCUACUUACUCCGCUCUUAUUAUGGGAAAGUGCAAACAUGAUGAACUUGGAGAUGCCUUACUGUUAUUCCAUCAGAUCAAAAGCAAGGGUCAGGUUUUGGAAUCUGCAUCUUACGCCGAACUUGUUAAAUGUCUUUCUCUGAAGGGAAAGAUUCAAGAGGCUGCUGAAGUGUUUUGCUAUAUGUCAAGCAAGAAAAUUUGUUUGCAGUCUUCCAUUUUUGAUUUACUGAUUAAGGGGGUAUGUGAAACGGAAGAGUUCAACUGUGCAAUGAGGUUCCUCAUUCUUGCUGAUUAUUCAGGAUCAUCCAUUUCCUCUGCUACUUAUAUUAGAAUGAUGAGGUGUUUGUUGAAGUUUGGGAAGCUAGAUCAUCUUUUGAUGGUUUUAUCCAGGAUGAUUGUAGAUGGUUGUCCGAUCGAGGAAGACGCGUAUUGCAUUUUUGUGCAAUGUAAGAGUGCAACCAAUAGUCCAGAGCAGUGCACUAAAUUUUUAAAUCUGAUGCUGAACAAGGGUUUGUUACCUGAUUCAGAAACAGUAACUAGCGUAUUGUCUUGUUUGUCCAAACACUCACAACUCCACAUGAUUUUGUGGACGAUAGAUAAACUCAUCUCUUGUUCUGAUGUUCUAAAUUCACUAACAUACAAUAUGCUAGUCAGCGGCCUAUGUAAAGAAGGAUAUAGAGAUGUAGCCUGUCGCAUGCUGGAUGUAAUGUUGGGUAAGGGAUGGAUUCCGAACGCUGAAACUCACCAGUUACUGUUGGGUUCUGAUCCUGUUGAAAAAUCCGAACUGCAAACUAAUGUGGAUGAAUUCCCCCCUACCUCACACGAUGAGGUUAGCUGCAUUCUUGCGGAGGCUUUGGCUCAGACCUGA
Molecule: messenger RNA, 2190 nt
Organism: Oldenlandia corymbosa var. corymbosa
Lineage: Eukaryota; Viridiplantae; Streptophyta; Magnoliopsida; Gentianales; Rubiaceae
Source: the annotation of a GenBank genome assembly